Messenger RNA from Pogona vitticeps (central bearded dragon), 4060 nucleotides. RefSeq names its product outer mitochondrial transmembrane helix translocase. Gene Ontology annotation, biological process: extraction of mislocalized protein from mitochondrial outer membrane. Gene Ontology annotation, cellular component: mitochondrial outer membrane. Gene Ontology annotation, molecular function: ATP hydrolysis activity; ATP binding. NCBI's taxonomy places the organism in Eukaryota, Metazoa, Chordata, Lepidosauria, Squamata, Agamidae. The record is from RefSeq and is a predicted model, not a curated record.
GAACCUGGAUGUGCCUGGAAGCCAGGACUCUGCCUUCCUUCCACAGGAUGGCAUUUCUACUCGCCAGAGGGGGUUCCCAUUUCCACCUGCGAUGAUAUCAUCCUCCUCAUCCUCCUGCUGGAACCACCCUGGCUGGAGGCAGCCCAACCCCUCCGAGGGCGCUUCCAUUUCGGGCCAACGACCAGCCGAUCUCCGGCGGCCUUUCAUCCACGGGGCAUCCGCCGCCGCCGCCGCCGCUGCCGAGGAGGAGGAAGGAGGACGGAUUCUGCCGCGGUUCUUGUUCCUGCGCGGGGAGGUUUGGCAGCUGGAGACCGAGGCGGAGGAGGAGGCGGCGGCGGCCAGAGGGGGUGGUGUCACCUCAGGGAGCUAGAAGCAGUCCAGAGAUGAUGCUCGGGGAAAUCUCAAAGGAACUCCUGACCCGGCCACUGACCCGGAAUGAUAUGCUCAUGGCCCUUCUCCGCCUGACUGUCUUUGGAACGGCCACUUACUUUAGCAUAAAGUGGGUAUCGGAUGCUCUGGACCCUUCUCGGAAGCAAAGGAUACAGUUAAAGAAAAAGGCUGAACACUUGAUGAAACAGAUUGGAGUGGAAGGGGUGAAGCUGACAGAGCAUGAGAUGAAUAUUGCUGCUCACUUGGUGAUUCCAAAGGACAUCAAGGUCACUUGGAAGGACAUUGCAGGACUGGACGAGAUGGUCAGCGAACUCCAGGACACUGUGAUCCUGCCCUUCCAGCAAAGGCACCUGUUCCAGCACUCCAAGCUUUGCCAGCCCCCAAGAGGUGUCUUACUUUAUGGCCCUCCGGGUUGUGGCAAAACCCUUCUCGCCAAAGCAACUGCCCAGGCGUCAGGAUGCAGGUUCAUAAACCUACAAGCCUCUACCCUGACCGACAAAUGGUACGGAGAGUCUCAGAAGCUCACGGCUGCCGUUUUCUCCCUAGCCACAAAGAUCCAACCCUGCAUCAUCUUCAUAGACGAAAUAGAUGCCUUCCUGAGGAACCGUUCAGAAACUGACCAUGAAGCCACCGCAAUGAUGAAAGCCGAGUUCAUGAGCCUUUGGGAUGGCCUGGAGACCCAACCCAAUUGCCAGGUCAUGGUGCUCGGAGCAACCAACAGGCCCCAAGACGUGGACCCGGCUAUCCUGAGAAGGAUGCCCACCACCUUCCAGAUUGGUCUACCUACACAAAAGCAACGGCAGGAUAUUCUGAAGCUCAUUCUUGCAGGAGAAAAUCUGAGCAAUGCGGUUAGCCUGAAGGACCUGGCGGAGAGAACAAGCGGCUAUUCGGGGAGUGACCUGCGGGAAGUGUGCCGAGACGCUGCCAUGUAUCGGGUGCGGGAUUAUGUGCGAAAGCAGCAAAUGAGGCAGAUAGCCCAGAUGCUCCACGAGGACGGAGACAGCGACGAGGAAAGUGACUUAGACGAGGAGCGCUUGCGGCCUCUUACUCAGCUGGACCUGUUGCUCGCCCUAGAGAAGAUGAAGGAGUCGAAGGGAGCCUCCACGGCCGUGCCGGCACCGAGGGAACCCGCGUUAGAUUAAGCGACGGUCUGCCGAUCCAAGACCGUCAACCGGAAGGUGGAAGGCUGGGAGAUCAGAGCAGCCGUUCGCUUUGCGGGAUGUUGGGAAGGGAGGCUGCGCUCAAAAUGGGGGGCCGGGGGAGAGGGAGGGAAUCUGGGCUGAGCACCACCACACAAAGUGGGAGAGGAAAAAGACAGGUAUAAAAAUAUGAGGAAAUUCUCAUGUCAAAGAAAGAGGGAAUCACGAUGGACGAGAAGAGCGGGUGGCCGGGCACGGGGAGGCAGAAGCACCACAGCUUUCCAAUAAACGACAGGAAACACAUGCACGACCAAUGAGCUAAGACAACCAUGAGAAAAACUAGCAACACACACCUUGGAGGUACUAAUUAAUAUGUGACUAAGCAGCACAUCCUUCCAAUACAACAGUACAACUCCUAUUUCGGUGGGUGGGCUAUAAAGCAAAUAUCUGAGGCAAACAAAGGAUUUCUAUUUCCCACUUAAGUUUUCUUUGUCUAAGCCAGUUUAAUUUCCUGAUGUCUUUCCCUCACUCCCCACGCCUACCUGGUGUUGAGAAACCACACACUGUAGGUCUUCUCUUCUGAAGGUUUUAACACUGACAGAUUAUAAAUAAAGCAUUCAAGUCUACAAACACGGGACUCGAAAUACUUCCAUUUUUUUUAAAAAAAAACAUUUUAUUUAUCUUGGCUGCUUUCUCCUCAUAGUAGACUUCGUCCUUCCUGAGGGAGCUAAAGUAUUCCAGCUUGUACAUUUGAAAACAACCUCCCUGUCCUCAUCUGGAGGCAUCAAAACAUAGAACUGAAGACCAAAACUGGCCACGUUUGCUUUCCAUUUUGCUUUAGAAAGGAAAGGGGGGGGGGAGACGGCUUCAUUUUUGUUCCGAGUUGAGUCUUCUUUCUCUUUGACCCAUAUGUGCAUUUGAGCCUUUGAAAAAUGCUAGAAAAUAGCUUAGCAGCUAGUUGGUGGACUGAGAAAACUGUCAUUUUAAGUCCCAUGGCAGUCUAGGGGAACAGAAGGUCCCUCCCCAGAGAACGGAAGGGCUGUGAACUCAUUCAGGUGCCUUUGCCCUUUUAUGCCACCUUCCUCCCAGCAAACGGAUUAGCAUUUAUGCUAAUCUGGGUGACAUCCACCUAGACCCUAUCGCCCUAUGAAGUAGAAAAAGGGAUGUUCUCCAGAUACAUCCGCUGCAAAUGCACAGCAACGUUUGGGACUACCAGUGAGGGUUCAGUAGUUAAGGAGGAUGGGAGGCAUUGCCCAAGGCUCUCAGAAAAUGACAUCAGCACAAAGCAAAGGGGGGGGGGUAUGACUUGAUUUGUCCAGGAAGAAGAUGCAUUAUGACAUCACCGUCAACUGCUGCCCAAGUUCUAGAGCAAAGAGCUAGAAUGGCCGCGAAAAGGAGCUGAGAAUGUGCAUUUGGCAUGAAGGGAAGGAUCAAUACAUGCAAUCAAUAUUGCAAGGAAACCUACUAUUCUCGAAAGAAUCAUCCUCAUUCUUGGCUUCACUUAGCCUGCCAUACUCCCGUUUCCUCCAGGGGAAGAAGGCACACCUCGUGUGGUGGAGAGCGUCUCCUGUUGCUCCGGAGAGGAAAUCCAAACCAAAAGGUUGAAAAAGGGUUAGCAUUAGCCCGGCUCUAAAAGGAGAGUCUUUCUUUGCUCUGCCUUCUGUCCCGGAUACGAGGGCUCCCGAACUGCAACUCAUACUCAUCGCACACAUUCUUAAUGAUCAAAAAUGGCCAUCUGGCAAGAAUACAUCAACAGUUUCAUGGAAGAUUUGCUGUGCUGGGAUGCAGCCAUUGUUUCCAUUCUUCAAUGGCGGCUCCUUUGUGCCUGGCCGGGGGGCAUCCUGGCCAAAGUGACGGAGCCAGAGAUUCAAGCUCUUCUUGGUCAGAACAGGAACAUCCUGCUCACCCAAGGACUGACCCUCGGUGGCCUCCCAUGCAUGGUCGUACGCGACCAUCUCUAUACAGAGGCCCAACAACACACGAUGGAUCUCCAAACGAAGGUCUCCAAGGACGGUGGAGAGACCUGCACCCGCGCCGUCGCUGUCGUCCUGGUCGACCCGGUGUGCCUGAUCGUCAUUGGAGAGAGGGGGGUUCAGGGCGGGAUGCUGAACAUGAGGGUCCUUCGGGUGGCUCAAUCCAUACAGCCACCUAGAGUGGUCAAAGCACCAGAUAGGCGGGGUAUAAAUAAAGUAAAUAAAUAAAUACAAGACGAUGUAGCAAAGAGAAGUGCCGCGGAUGACGGCCACCAAGCCGGCCUAACAUUAAACCUCCAUGAAUAGAUAUUCCAAAUGCGAUGCUCCCUUUUCCUUCACUUCAUUUCCCUGCUUCUGAUGGAGGCUUGAAAGGAGAAUCCUGUGCUAACUGCUAGAAAGGGAGUUGAAGUCCCAUGGGAAUGAACGUGAAACGGUGGGGUUUGGGCGAGUUGCACAAAGCCGUUGCCAAACAUCCAGGCCUAGCAAACCGUGGAGCUUAACUCAGGACCGGACCACAAGCAUAUCUAGUUUACCUCCAUGGUUUGCGGUGCCCGGAUG